Physcomitrium patens is the source of this 1340-nucleotide messenger RNA. Its product is annotated as protein YCF54, chloroplastic. Lineage: Eukaryota; Viridiplantae; Streptophyta; Bryopsida; Funariales; Funariaceae. The record is from RefSeq and is a predicted model, not a curated record.
UGCCGCGGAUUCGGAGGAAUUUGCUUUUUGUUGCACACUGGCACUUCCCUCAUCGCCAAAGCUGUGCAGCGCACUCACUCACUCGCGAGGAGGCCAGGAGGUGUGUGUGUUUGUGUGUGUGUGUGUGUGUUUUUGUGUGGAGUGUGAAAGAACCCCAGAUUAGCAGCACUAUGGCGUGCGCAAGUGCAGCAGCUGUGGCCGCAGCUUCUUCUGCCCUGCAGGUUUGCGAAGCCGGCUCCCGGUCGAGCCCCAGUAACGCGUCGCUGAAAGCCUCUGUCGGGCGUGUGAGAUGCCCACCACGAGCUCUCUCGCUCGACGAGUCUUUGAAGAAGGUUCAGCUUUUCGGGGAGAAGCAGAGAGGAUUCGAGGCUGUGAGGAGAAUCCAGCCAAUUCGGGCGCAAGCUGUGGAGAAUGAGCUUGCUUCUAAGGAUACUUCAGACUCUGUUACUUCCCAGAAGACUACCUAUUACUACUUGAUCGCGAACGCCAAGUUUAUGUUGGACGAUGAAGAGCACUUCCAAGAGCAAAUGAGUGAGAAGCUUCGCAUGUAUGGGGAGCGCAACAAGGAGCAGGAUUUCUGGAUGGUCAUUGAGCCUGAGUUCCUCGACAAGCACCCGGAGGUUGCUAAGCGAGUGGGAAGGCCGGCUGCUGCACUUGUGUCAACUGACAGAGUUUGGAUCACGUUCAUGAAGCUGAGAUUGGACAGAGUACUGAAAGGGGAAAUUACUACGGAUUCCCCCGAGGAGGCAUUGGCAGGCAAGCUUACCACCGUGGAGUUUGAGAGACCAGCCAAGUGGAUUGCCCCUUAUCCGAAAUAUGAGGGUGAUUGGUGGACUCCUUUCUUGUACAAGAAGGACUAGAACAGUCGUCAUUGCCAAUACUCAACAUUUUGCACUUUAUUUUAAGUGAAACUAUACAGCUGAAGACUUGGAGGACUCAGAAUUUCAUGUAGUUGCCUGAAGAUAGAGCUAGUUCAUCGUGCUCUUAUGUCUAGGAACUCGUCAGCCUAGUGAGCAAGGGUGUGAGGACGAGUGCGAGAGUUGAUGGUAACGAGGCAAAGGUGGUGGAGUAGCACGUAAAAGAGGUUUAUGGUUAGAAAAUUAUGGGUCUUUGAUGUCGAAGAUUAUGAGGUUUUGGCUUAUUAGCGUUUCUUUUGAAUUAGAUAUCAGUUUAGCUAAGUGCCAACUGGGAGAAAAAGUCUUAAAUGGAUUGUAUAUGGGAGCAUUUUUCUGCACCUCUAUCUUUAAUUCACUCCCUUAUCACUCCAGAUUUUAGUUAUUGAUUCAUUAAAAACUGUGCGAGGAAUCGAAUUGCUUUCCGAAGCAACCAUCUUUCCACUU